Messenger RNA from Centrocercus urophasianus (Greater sage-grouse), 5361 nucleotides. It is a transcript of the gene NBR1, whose product is annotated as NBR1 autophagy cargo receptor. The transcript has 21 exons. The record is from RefSeq and is a predicted model, not a curated record. Gene Ontology annotation, cellular component: phagophore assembly site. NCBI's taxonomy places the organism in Eukaryota, Metazoa, Chordata, Aves, Galliformes, Phasianidae. Gene Ontology annotation, molecular function: ubiquitin binding; zinc ion binding. The coding region runs from base 260 to 3163 and encodes 967 amino acids. Gene Ontology annotation, biological process: macroautophagy.
UACAAGGAGCCUGCCUAAGCCGGUCCGCCAUGUUAGGGCUGUUGUAACUGCUGAGGAGGGGGUUCUAGUGCUGCGCUUGUGGUUGUUACGACGUGGGCUACUGCUAGAGCCGUGGCGGGCGGUGAGUGGGGGCCCCGACUGCCUGUCCGUCCGUCUCCCCCUUCCUCCCCCCCCCCUGAAAUCUGGGUCAGUGGGUGACUGCGGGCUGGGGCUGCCUGGUAGGGUUGCCUGACAGGGCUUCCCUUGCCUCCCGAGGAGCAUGGAGCCGCAAGUGAACCUUCGCGUCAACUACCGCGGGGAAACCCAGAGCUUCCUGGUGUCAGACACAGCGCACACAACGUGGGCCGACGUGGAGGCCAUGGUUAAAGUUUCAUUUGACCUGGAUGACAUUCAGAUAAAAUACAUCGAUGAGGAUGAUGACGAGGUGUCUGUAAAUAGCAAAGAGGAAUACGAAGAAGCUCUGAAGAUUGCAGUUAAACAAGGAAAUCAACUUCAGAUGAAUGUGUAUAAAGAAAGCUCUCCUCUGAAAGAAACUUCAUCUUGUUCUUGGCAACUGCAUGAAAAAACAGUCACAGAGAAGGUGGCGGUUCUUAAAGAUGAGCUGACAGCUCAGAAGUUAAAUCACAAUAGAACAGGAAGAACAAAUGAAAGUCCUCCAGAAUGGUUUACUAGCUACUUGGAAACAUUCAGGGAACAAGUGGUGAAGGAAACUGUUGAAAAACUGGAGCAGAAACUAUAUGAGAAGCUUAUUCAGCACAAUCAGUCUUCAGAAUUCUCCGAGAGCUGUAUUACAACAGCACCUCCCAGUUCAGAGACCCAAACAAAGAAUGGUAGUCAACCUGACUGGCUAAUCUCCUGCUGCAACUGCCAGGCUCGAAUUGUUGGAGUUCGCUACCAGUGCAGUCUCUGUCCAGCCUACAACAUUUGUGAGCAGUGUGAAGCAGGAAUGUAUGCACACGAUCCUAAUCAUAUAUUGCUAAAGCUACGAAGACCUAUGCUAUGUAUUGCUGAAAACUAUGAUGUUGCACAGUUUUCUCCUUGCCAGCCCACUACUCUGGAGCAAGUUAGGCUCCAGAAGCAGAUAGACAAAAGAUUUCUGAAGGCAGAAAAGCAGAGGUUACGAGCAGAGAAGAAACAGCGAAAGGCAGAGGUCCGAGAGCUCAAAAAGCAGCUAAAGUUGCACAGGAAAAUUCAUCUGUGGAACUCUGUCCCUGUAUUGGAAACCAGUGGCUCGCCAACUCUGAAGCCAGAAAAUCUCCAACACAGUACCGUACCGAGUCUCAGUCAACACUUCCAAGCAGUUGUCCCAACACUGAGUGCAGUUUUUGUGGAUGAGAAUUUGCCAGAUGGGACUCGCUUGCAGCCAGGAACAAAGUUCAUCAAGCACUGGCGAAUGAAAAAUACUGGCAAUGUGGAAUGGAGCUCAGACACAAAGCUGAAACUUAUGUGGGGAAAUCUCACUUUGGCAUCUUCUGAGAAAAAGGAUGUGUUGGUGCCAUCCAUAUCAACAGGACAAGUUGGGACUGUUUCAGUUGAGUUUGUGGCUCCCACUAUAGAAGGAACUUAUACCUCUCACUGGAGGCUGUCGCACAGAGGGGAACAGUUUGGACCUAGAAUCUGGUGCAGUAUUGUUGUGGAUCCCUCCCCAGCUACUGACUCUUUAGAAGACAGUUGGAAGGAUUUUGAUAAAGAUAAUAUAUCCAGUAACAAACAGGAUGCUUACUUGAAGACAGAAAGAAAUGCUAACGUUACAGGUGAAAUUGUGGAACAGGCUGAGAUAUCUCUGCCAACUUGUCCUUUGAAGAUGAAAAAUCUAGCCAGUGAGAGAGAAUUCUAUAUCCCAUCUGUUGAUCUUCUCACUGCACAGGAUUUGCUGUCCUUUGAGCUAUUGGACAUCAAUAUUGUACAGGAAUUAGAGCGAGUGCCACACAAUACUCCUGUUGACAUGACUCCAUGCAUGUCCCCUUUGCCACAUGAUAGCCUCUUGCUAGAGAAACCUGGCUUAGGUCAGAUAGAGGAGGAAAAUGAGGGGAGUGGAUUUAAACCAAUGUCUGGUACUUGUAUGGUGAAAAUGAAAACUGAGCAUCCACUGAACCAAGAAGAAGGGGAAGAAGAUAUGAGCGGGACUCAGUUUGUCUGCGAAACUGUAAUUCGCUCUCUGACUCUGGAUGCUGCACCUGACCAUAAGCCCCCACAAAAAAAUAAAUCCCUGAAGAAUUCUUUGCAAACAUUCCAAGACGCUUUCAGUUGUAAUGUGAUAAAUGAAGAAACUUCUAGGAUAAAAACUCAGUCUGUUUCUAAAAAGGAAUCAAAGAUCCAUCAGUCAGAGGCAAUGGCAGAAAAUGGCAAUGAUGAGCUUCUACUGUCUGAUGAGAGAACAGACUGCAUUACUGUCAGAUUUGACGAAGAUGAAGGUGAUGAUAAAGAUGAUGUUCAAAGUCAAGGCUCGUCGUCUUCAUCAGAGGAUUAUAUCAUUAUUCUCCCUGAGUGCUUUGAUACCAGCCGUCCUUUAGGGGAGUCCAUGUAUAGUUCAGCUCUUUCUCAGCCCAGCCUGGAAAAGACAGGAGAAUCUGAAACAGGGGCAGGGAAUUCAGAAGGGGAAAGGCACCCACAGACACACAGCAUCGGUGAAGUUUUGACAACUUCACAAACACUGGCUGUAGUACCAUUGGCCUCGGAAGUUGUGGACACCUUACCCCAGACAGAAAGAAAUCUUGCAUCUCUUCAGAAUCAUAUCUUCCAAGAACCAAACAUACCAACUUCAGAGAAUGUCUCUUCCACUCCUUAUAAUCAAAUAAGAGAAGAACCUAGUGGUGAAGACAGGCAUGAAUCAGAAUCUUCUGUAUUUCUAACUAGUAUCCGGAAGGGCUCAGAAUACGCAAGGCACCCACAAGGAGGCAGUAUUGCAGGAGAUCUAGUUAAAGGAGCUUUGUCAGUUGCUGCCUCUGCCUACAAAGCAUUAUUCGCUGGACCGCCCAUUACAGAACAGCCUGCAGCCACAGAAGAGCACACUGCUGCUCUUCUAUCCAGUCUGUGUGAGAUGGGAUUCUGUGACAGCCAGUUAAACCUGCGACUGCUGAAGAAGCACAACAAUAAUAUGGUUCAGGUGGUAACUGAAUUGCUUCAAAUUAGUAAUGGUGACUGGUAUAGCAACAGAUGCUGAACCUUCCUGGUGGAGGGAUGAAUCGCCUUAGUUGAGCAAAUUCUCACUAAACACUACAUUAGCAGGCUGAGCUUCAACUACUUUGGAGAUAUAGAUAAAACUUUGACUUCUCUUUGAGCUUUUGACUUUUUCCUCAUGGAAAUGUCAAACAAUGCUUGUCAGAACAUUUUACAAAUCGGAGACAGAAUUUCACCUUCACUCUUGCUGAAAUCAGAUGUAUUGAAGUUGGUAACUUUAUACUGAAUCCUUUUUACCUGGAAAUGUUAUAGAAUGACUUCAGCCUGCACACUUCCCCUUUUAUUAUAUGUAAAAUACUUUUAGGCAGCUGGGAGCUCGUUUUGUUGAUUUCUAACACGUUUCCUGUUACAAAGUUUAAACUGCUUCUGUAAAAUGUGGUCUUGUCUAAUUUACAAGAGAUACCUGCUACUUGGAGGCUGUUUCUUCUGAUAUGAUAUAGUUAUCAAUUCAUGAUAGCAGUGUAACAGAUUUAAACCUUACGAAUCAUUCUUUGGGGGUGUGUGAGGGGAGGGUGUAUUGGGAGGGGGGAGGGGGGAAGGACAUGUUGCUCAUAUGUUAAAAUUAGUCUUGAACCAUCAAAUGACUUCUGAAAAGCCUGAAGUUAAUUUGAACGGAUGUAUACCAGGAAAAUCACCGUUUCUUGUAGCAGAAUAAAGUGUAAGAGUUAAUUUACCAGCAGCUAUUAACUGUAACCAUUUGUAGUAAUUAUAACAGUAAACUUAUGUCUAACAAAAAAUAUAGCCUACAUAAAAUAUUUUGUUAAAAAUUGAGUUCUACUGUAGGAAAAACCUUUUGAAGAACCUUUGAGAAGGUUCUUUAGGGGAAAAAAAAAAAAAAAGGUGUAAAAACUGAACCCCUAUGUUUUUUCUGUGUUGUGCAGACAUCUUAAUACUACAUAAAGAGUUAAAGUGCAUAAAAAGCCAAACUUGAACUGGAAUUUGAAUUCUGGUCACAUUUGGGAAACAAACCCCACCACCACCUGAGGUAGGGGUUGUGCAACCUACCUUAAUUUGAAAAACAUAACUUAAGCAGUGUUAAAUAUGUAGUCUCUGGCAGUGGUUCUAGCUGCUUUUGUGUUUCUGUAAACACAUCUAUAGAAUUUGCUUUUUCUCACAAUUUUUCCUUACAUACACAUGCUUAUUUCGAAGUUUAAGAAUUCCCUCCCAAACAUCCUGAGAGGUGAUUUGAUUCUGAAGAAUCGCAAGAAACCAGUUUCCAUACGCUGCUGUGCAGUGGUGUAUCUAUAGAUAAUUGCUCUGAAAGUGACAGCAAUGUUGACUACAUUCUUUCUUUUGAGUAAACUUCCUUAGUUGCUGCAGUAGGAGACCAGUGAUACUGAGAUAUGAAUACUACUGCUGCUUCAAAAUAAGGUGUUGUUAUUUUGACACAAUAUAGCUGAAGCAGCUAUCAGUACUCAGACUGAUCAAAUGAUCAGUAUUAGUUUUUUAAAGACCUAAUACUCUCCAUGGUAAGAUACCAUUAAAAUAAGUGAAGAAAAAUAUGUAUCAUACUGUUUCUGUUUUAAACCUAUUUUUAUAGAUUGUGGAAGGUAAACUCUUAAAUGCUUAUUUUGGAAUACAGUAGGACUAUUUUGCGGUGUAUCCCAUCUGUCUGUACCCCAGUACAGCUAUCUACUGUGGACCAGAUAGACUUUUCUGUAAAUUGAAAUCAUGGUAUUUCUCACUAUAACUUACACAUACUGAUUUGAUUAUCUUUUGGCUUGUGCUUACUGAGGAGGAGGAGAGGACAUGGAUAAAUGUAGUAGCUGGUGAAGUUAUUAAACUUAAUCUGGUUGUCUGCUUUGAUCUGUAAUGUCCAGCAGCACUUGCUCUUUCUCUGUAUACCCUCAUACUUAAGAUGUUAAUGUGUUCUAUAAAUAAACAAAACACUAUAAAAUGUUUGAGGAAAAGCACUUCAUUGCAGAUUGAAUUGUGAAGUGUGAAAUAAUGUUUUCUUUAGGUUACCUUUUACUAGAGGCUAGAUAGUGUAUGCUCAGGCUUAAGAUGUAUUUCUGUUGGCUUUGUAUAUUAAUGCAUGGUAUAAUUUAUAAUAUAUUCUAUAGUACAAAUAUGACCUGUACCUUGUUUAGGAUAAGCUCUUUAAAUUCAACUGUGAUGUAGGGGAGAGAAGGGUAGAAGACCACGUUUUCCUCUGACCUUACAAUAAAUCUCUUUAUCUGG